AUGACUACUACGCCGCAAGAGGUGCCACUGCACUCCAUCGACCGCACUCCCGAGUACGAGGAGUUUAUGACCAAGCUCAAAGAAUUUCAUGAGAAACGUGGUACUGUUCUCGACCCAGAGCCCAAAGUUGGCUUGAUAUAUCUCGAUCUUUUCAAAGUUUUCAAUCACAUCGUUGCCAGUGGAGGUUACGACAAAGUUUCCGAAGAGAAGUUGGCCUGGCGGCGCAUGGCAGCUGAACUGGGCUUGCAUUCGAACAACGAGGCAUCGACAGCGUUCUCCCUCAAGGAAAAGUUUUAUAAGAACUUGGCUGCGUACGAAAUCAAGACAGUGCACAAUAAAGAGCCACCGCCGAAGGAGAUUCUAGAGGAUAUCACUGCGAAGGGUGCCAGUUUGCUGACCCGCACACUCGAAAACUUCCGACCGAAACGCGACAGCAACGUAAACGCUGGCGACUCUGCGGCAUCAGGCGACGACGGCACCCCGACUCGCGAACGCUCUGCCCCGGAAGCUCCUUCGAGCUCGCGUGCUUCUCGUGGCCUUCGAGAGGCACCUCCGCAACGCGUAAUCUUCCAGCCUGACACAGGACCAAGUCGUUCGACUCGACAAGCCGUCCAACAGAACGCUGCCCAAAGCGCAUCCCCAGCUCAAUCAACUACACAGACAGCGGCACAUCAUCCAAAUAUGCCUCCAAUGCCGCCCGGUGGCCAUCAGGGUCGUGGGCCCUCUAUCAUGCAUCAUCCUGCAAACACAGAAAACACAUCUCAAAUGGUUCUUUCAUAUCAACCGAAGCACCUCAAGCCUUUCCAGCUAAGAGCUGUUGCAACCCCCAGCAGUGCCCCAAAUGAGUUCCAACGGCAUCGUUUGCCUCAUCGCCCGGCUCCCGUUGACCCCGCUAACCGCCAACCGAUGCAACCAGGCACUGGAUUUGAUGGACCUAAUAUCUACACGCGUUGCUUGAAUGCGUUGCGAUCCGGUGUCCCGAGUGAGCAAGCCUUUGCCCUGAACCAUCUUGUCAAGAUAUCUUUUGAGCGUGGCGACAAAUAUCGCUUCGAUGCUUUCCCUGGCCUUGCCGAAGGACUUGUCGAAAAGGGUCUACAAGUUGGCGGCCUGUUUUACCAUGUUUCGUGGACCGUUUCAUGGGACUCAUAUGCGGACUCUGGUAGCAUUGGUUCACUGGAUGGAAACAAUGGCACGCCAGAUAUCCUCGAUCGUAUUGCCAACUUGGUAGAAAAGGACCUGCCAGAUGCCCUUCAAACCGAGGCAUUCACAGACCAGAUGGUGUUGAUCACAGAAGCCGUUCUAACUCUGCGAAACAUGGUGACUUUACCGGAGAAUGCCUUGAACAUGUCUGACUUCUAUCCCAUCAAAGACCUGAUUUGCAUCAUCAUGCACUUGCCUGCUAAGGACUCUCUAACCGAGUUGAAGCACAUGGCUUUGGACAUUGCGGAGCAAAUUACGCCAUACAUGGUUUUGGAGUCUGACGAUCCAUUAUACAGGACUUUGCUGGCGCAAUUAGCAUCUGAUGAUCGAGGUACUAUUUUGACGUCUCUACGGGCAUUAGGUCGCAUCUCAAUGAACCUGGAGGCUACGAAUAAGCUUGGCAACGUACCCGCAGAACUCCUGCAACGUAUUUCGAACUGGUUGCUCCUCAACGAUGAUGAGCUAAUGGAUGCUUGUUUGGAUUUGCUUUACCAAUACACGGCUGUUGUCACCAAUGUAGACAAUCUUGUCCGGUCAACUUCACCAGAGAUUCUGGUGGACCAUCUUGUGUUGCUGUUGGCACAUGGGGCCAAAAAGGUUCACCGAGACUUCAUUCUGGUGCCUGAGCAGAAGCUCCCGUCCCGAGAUGAAAUCCCUCCAAUGCCGGAAGAUUUACUUCAACAAAUGAUCAAGCUGGAAGAACCCGACCGAGUCCACAAAUGGGUUAAGUGCUUCUUUGAGGAGGACAAUGAUUCUUUCGUCACACAGCUAGCCGCUUGGCAAGCUUAUCAAUCUGCCUUUGUCAGUCCCUUGAAGGCUAUAGGACAACCCAUGAUUACGCCGGCCGACUUCAUUCGCAACAGCACCUCUGUCUACAAGGAUUCCAACGCCCAGGUGCUUCGCGAACCUGGAGAGCCACAACAGAAGUUCAUUAUUCACGGCAUCCGCGCUCGACCACGCCCGUUAAACUUCGAUGGUGCAGAAUAUGCCCGCUGCCUGUGGGCAACCAAUCUAGAAAAGCGAAAUGAAAAGUGUGGACAAUUCUUCCUCAAGGCAGAGCAACUAUGGAGCCAUAUCAUCACAAAACACCUUGGUGAGCAAAGAAACGAGGCCGGACAGUUUGAUAACGCGGAGAAGCAAUUCGUAUGCACUUGGGGUGGUUGCUCCAAGUAUGCCAAACCGACGAAACUGCAUUUGCAUGACUUUGCGCGCCACAUCAACACUCACGUCAUGAAUGCCCUUCCAGGCGACCCAAAAACAUCGCAGAAGUCCUGGGUUAUCCCAGCCAAAACCAUGGCGGUUACAUAUGAAGAGACUGCAACGGUCCGGGACGAGAGAAACCCUAACUUGCCCCCUCAGGCAGCGGGUAUUCCCCUGAGUGCCGUUCUGGUUCUGCGCAACAUUGCACGUAAUGUAGUCAAGACGGAAGCAGAGGAGCAGCUACUCAAGGAGCAAGAGUCAAGCAACUCCGAGAAAGGUGGUUGGAACGAGAAACUGUUUCGAGCAGUUUUGCCUCGUUUAUUCGAGGUUCUUGCUGAGAAUCGAGCAUUGAGCCCGUACAUCUCAUCUCUACUAGAUUUAAUUCGGCCCAAGAAGCAACCUGAAGAGGAAGACGAUUACUAG
This is a messenger RNA of Pochonia chlamydosporia 170, 2823 nucleotides long. Its product is annotated as RSC complex subunit Rsc9. The transcript has 3 exons. The coding region runs from base 1 to 2823 and encodes 940 amino acids. Gene Ontology annotation, biological process: regulation of DNA-templated transcription. The record is from RefSeq and is a predicted model, not a curated record. NCBI's taxonomy places the organism in Eukaryota, Fungi, Ascomycota, Sordariomycetes, Hypocreales, Clavicipitaceae. Gene Ontology annotation, molecular function: DNA binding.